This is a messenger RNA of Miscanthus lutarioriparius, 294 nucleotides long. NCBI's taxonomy places the organism in Eukaryota, Viridiplantae, Streptophyta, Magnoliopsida, Poales, Poaceae. The record is from the annotation of a GenBank genome assembly.
AUGGCUUCCGCGUAUGCGUCAUGGUCCAAGAGGUGGAUGCGCCCCGAGGUGUACCCGCUGUUCGUUCCGAUGGCGGCGGCGCUGGGCAUCUGCUCGUACCAGCUGGUGCGCAACAUCACGGGCAACCCGGAGGUGCGGGUGACCAAGGAGAAGCGGGCGGCGGGCGUGCUGGACAACCACGAGGAGGGGGAGAGGUACGCCAUGCACGGCCUCCGCAAGUUCGUCCGCGGGAAGAAGCCCGAGAUCAUGGCCUCCAUCAACUCCUUCUUCGCCGACCCUCCCAAGGACGCCUAG